AAAAAGAUGUUUCAUUCCUGUUCUAUUUUUUCCCUGUUUUGGGGGUGGGGCGGUUUUUAGCAUCACACCUCUACUUCCGAGUAUACUUCAGCAGCCAGCGAGGACUCUCACCUACUGUAGCUUGCGGAAUGGAAAAAGGAAAACCGUGAAAGCCGUCGUCGAUAGGUUUCUCCGGCUGCACAAUGGUCUGUGGGUUAGGAGAAAGGCUGGUUAUAAGAAGAAACUGUGGAAGAAGUCAGCUGCCCAGAAGAAGCGUUUGAGAGAGCUGGUGUUGUGCACUAGAACGCAAUGUAAACUCCUAGAUAAAAUGACCACUUCUUUCUGGAAAAGAAGAAAUUGGUACGUCGAUGAUCCCUACCAGAAGUAUCACGAUCGCACGAAUCUUCGUGUGUAG
This is a messenger RNA of Pelecanus crispus (Dalmatian pelican), 394 nucleotides long. The record is from RefSeq and is a predicted model, not a curated record. NCBI's taxonomy places the organism in Eukaryota, Metazoa, Chordata, Aves, Pelecaniformes, Pelecanidae.